ACUUUCUGACUUCCGGCCUCGGAGGCCGGCGGAGGCGGUUGCGGACUCCAGCGCGUCCAGGGGUCCCGCGGGUUUUCGGGCGCAGGGUGGCGCCCGCGGCAGGCGGCGGCCAUGAACUUCUCCGAGGUGUUCAAGCUCUCCAGCUUGCUCUGCAAGUUCUCCCCGGACGGCAAGUACCUGGCUUCCUGUGUCCAGUACCGGUUAGUGGUCCGGGAUGUGAACACCCUUCAGAUCCUUCAGCUGUACACGUGCCUAGACCAGAUCCAGCACAUUGAGUGGUCGGCCGACUCACUCUUCAUCCUGUGCGCCAUGUACAAGCGAGGGCUGGUGCAGGUCUGGUCUUUAGAGCAGCCCGAAUGGCACUGCAAAAUAGACGAGGGCUCAGCCGGGCUGGUGGCCUCGUGCUGGAGCCCGGACGGACGCCACAUUCUCAACACCACGGAAUUCCAUCUGCGGAUAACCGUCUGGUCCUUGUGCACAAAAUCCGUAUCUUACAUCAAAUACCCAAAAGCUUGUCUGCAGGGAAUCACCUUCACGAGGGACGGCCGCUACAUGGCGCUGGCAGAACGGCGCGACUGCAAAGAUUACGUGAGCAUCUUCGUCUGCAGUGACUGGCAGCUCCUGCGGCAUUUUGAUACGGACACCCAGGAUCUCACAGGGAUCGAGUGGGCUCCAAACGGCUGUGUGCUGGCAGUGUGGGACACCUGCUUGGAGUACAAGAUUCUGCUGUACUCACUGGACGGCCGGUUGUUGUCCGCGUACAGCGCUUACGAGUGGUCCCUGGGCAUCAAGUCUGUGGCCUGGAGCCCCAGCAGUCAGUUCCUGGCGGUUGGGAGCUACGAUGGAAAGGUGCGCAUCCUUAAUCACGUGACUUGGAAAAUGAUCACGGAGUUUGGGCAUCCUGCAACCAUUAAUAAUCCCAAGAUAGUGGUGUAUAAGGAGGCCGAGAAGAGCCCGCAACUGGGGCUGGGCUGCCUCUCCUUCCCGCCCCCCGGGGCCGGGGCUGGCCCUCUCCUAAGCUCGGAGAGUAAAUAUGAGAUCGCCUCUGUCCCAGUCUCCUUACAGACACUGAAACCUGUUACCGACAGAGCAAACCCGAAAAUCGGCAUAGGAAUGCUGGCAUUUAGUCCUGACAGCUACUUCCUGGCGACAAGGAAUGACAACAUCCCCAAUGCCGUCUGGGUCUGGGACAUUCAGAAGCUGAGGCUGUUCGCGGUGCUCGAGCAGCUGUCCCCAGUGCGCACGUUUCAGUGGGACCCACAGCAGCCGCGGCUGGCCAUCUGCACGGGAGGCAGCAGGCUCUACCUGUGGUCCCCAGCGGGCUGCAUGUCGGUGCAGGUGCCUGGGGAAGGCGACUUUGCAGUGCUUUCUCUGUGCUGGCAUUUAAGCGGAGACUCGAUGGCCCUCCUCAGCAAGGAUCACGUCUGCCUCUGCUUCCUGGAGACGGAGGCAUCGGUCAGCACAGCCUGCAGACAGCUGGGCGGCCACACGUAGCAGUGGUGCAGUAACGUGUGUGCAGAAACAGGGGCUGCUCUGCAUGUUUCCAGUGUGGGAAAAAACACAGAGCUUCACCAGGAAGUUCUCCACCUGUGAUGGUCUGGAUUCAGUGAUUGAUUCUAUUUUUCUAAAGCAAAGCAUUUUUGUAAGUAUGUAUGGUAUAAAACUGUAGUUAUUAUUUGAGGUAAAUACUUGCUGAUUCAUACAA
Molecule: messenger RNA, 1705 nt
Organism: Chlorocebus sabaeus (green monkey)
Lineage: Eukaryota; Metazoa; Chordata; Mammalia; Primates; Cercopithecidae
Gene: WRAP73
Product: WD repeat containing, antisense to TP73
Biological process (GO): microtubule anchoring at mitotic spindle pole body
Cellular component (GO): MWP complex; microtubule organizing center
Molecular function (GO): protein binding
Source: RefSeq, a predicted model, not a curated record